Messenger RNA from Paramecium octaurelia, 649 nucleotides. Lineage: Eukaryota; Ciliophora; Oligohymenophorea; Peniculida; Parameciidae. The record is from the annotation of a GenBank genome assembly.
AGAACCUAUAAUAGAUGGGGAUAUGGUGCCUAGAUGACUACUUUUGGAGGACUAACAUAUUAUUGUUUGAAGGCAAAUGGAGCCAAGAGCAAAUUAACCCUAGGUUUUUUGUAUAUAUACUGGAUAAAUCAUUUCUUCACUUUCGGCAGUUUUAUUGGAGUGACCUUCUCUUUACCUUGGGCUAUGAGACAUCUGCAACAAGCAGAUUAGAAAUCCAAUCUAUAUUAAUAAUUAGCACAAAUUUAAAAUCUAAUAAGAAAUCGUAAAGAUGAAUCAGAUAGUGAAUUAAACAACAUGUUUUAUGCAUUAAGAGUAAUCAACAAUGAAGUAAAUUUAUAUUAAUACAAUAUUCCUAUAGAAAGUUUAAGAUCAGAAGAGAACUUAAUUAGUGGAAAAUGAUUUUUUCGAUAAACAUCCAGAAUAUGUACCAUAGGUAAUGUAAGAAAAUCUUCGACUUCCUUAUUUGGAUUAUUUCUUGGUGCGAUUUGCUUAUUUUACAUUUACAAGAUGGAUUACAAGAGUCGGACAAUUUGCAGGAUUUAUACAAUGAUAAUUUUAUUGUAUAUAACAUUAAUACUCACAAUAAAUGCUAAAAAGAAGUUCGAUCCUGUCUCUGUGAGACCUAGAACUUUCGAUAAACAUAUCUAUU